Ictalurus furcatus (blue catfish) is the source of this 2936-nucleotide messenger RNA. RefSeq names its product serine protease inhibitor 2.1. Gene Ontology annotation, molecular function: serine-type endopeptidase inhibitor activity. Lineage: Eukaryota; Metazoa; Chordata; Actinopteri; Siluriformes; Ictaluridae. Gene Ontology annotation, biological process: negative regulation of endopeptidase activity. The transcript has 5 exons. Bases 891 to 2150 code for a protein of 419 amino acids. The record is from RefSeq and is a predicted model, not a curated record.
CAUUAUUCACAAGUCUAUGCCUUUUAUAAAUUCAUAACUAUUCAUGCACCCUAUUAAAUUGUCAUGAAAGUAUUAUUUGUAUCCCAGAACCACUGUAAUACAUGUAAAAAUUAUUAUUAUUAUUUUUUUAAAUUGUCAGAUUUAAAACUGGUCAGAUUAACACGAUCAGGAAUGUGGCUCAGAGAUAUGUGAACUUUUAAAUGUUAGAUGUUAGAUGUUAAUGAAUAAAUGUAGUUUAAUAAUUAGUUUAUAUCAUGUAUAAUGAGAUCAUGAGUCUCAUGAUACACUGCAGUGGUCUGAAUUGUGGACACAACACUCACUUAUUUAUCAGCUCAGUCCUGGAAGUUAAUGGGCGAAGAUGGGGAAGAAGCGACCGAGGCAGGACACACACACUGUCUUACUCUCUCUCUACACACUUUCUCUUCUCUUCUGCGCCCUAGUCUGUUCUUUUGUUCUCUGUUGUCUUGUUUAAAUGCAGAUGCUGACAAGUAAAAUGACCGUCAUCUUCUUAAAACAUUCAAGUUGUUUUGCUAAGUAAUCCUUAAAACCUGGUAGAUUUCUAGAAGUGCAUGCCUUACUGUACUCUGUGUGUUCAAAUAAAAACUGUAUUUUAGAGUUUGCUAAUAUAACAGGUUUGUUUGAACAAGGAAAGUAAACUGAGUGGUGCAAUGAUGCCCCAGGUUCAGAACUGGAAAAUGCUGAUGUGAGCUCAACAUUCAAGUAAUCAAUAUGUGCUAAUGUCCACUGCUUAGUCUCUGUUUGAAAGCAGUUAAUAAUUAGGAAGGCUUUAGCAUAAAAUAAAUCAAUAAAAAUGGGCAAAGUUUGGUGUCUAUGCACGUAUAAGAACAGUGCUUACACAUGUUCGACAGAGCUCCGAGACUGUGCAGAAGAUGGCUGGAAGUGCCAUGGCUCGAAGUGUCCUGUGUUUGUGGUGUUGCUUUUCCUUGGUGUUCGUGUACACCAGUGUACACGGAAGUCCAGAACAACAUUCCGACUCUGAUGACCAUGAAAACAAAAUACAAGCACUGAACAAGCUGAACAGUGAUUUUGCUUUCCGCCUGUACAAAAGCAUUGUGUCUGGUGCUCAGUCCCAGAACGUGUUCUUCUCUCCACUGAGUGUGUCCACAGCACUGGCUGCACUGUCUUUAGGAGCAGGUGGAGAGACUCAUCAACAGCUUCUCAGUGGCCUCGGAUUCAGCAAUUCUGUCUUCACCAAUGAGGAGAUUCACCAAGCCUUCCUCGAUCUCCUCGAAAACCUCAAUCACAGGACAGGGGUAGAUCUGAAUGUGGGCACUGCUGUCUACGUCAACGACACCUUUAAACCUCAUCCGGAAUUUCUGGAGAAACUUAAGCGUUUCUAUCUUUCCGAUGGCUUCUCUGUCGAUUUUACGAAGACCACAGAGACCUCUAAUCAAAUCAACAAAUAUGUCAGUGAAAAGACACACGGCAAAAUCAGCAAGUUUAUUGAAAAACUGGAUCCAAGCACCGUCAUGUAUCUGCUCAGCUAUAUAUAUUUUAAGGGUAAAUGGUCCGUCCCAUUUAAACCCAAACAUACUAGAGAAGCUCAAUUCCAUGUGGAUGAAGAAACAACCGUUCCAGUUCAGAUGAUGUUUGUGAAGGAUGACUUUUACAGCUAUUAUGAUCAUCAACUGUCUGUCAGAGUCCUUCGUUUGAAUUACAACGAUUCAUUCUCCAUGAUUCUGGCUCUGCCUGAUAAAAAAAUUAAUAUUACACUUUUGGAAGAGGCUUUGUGUCCACACCACAUAACCAAGUGGCAAAAAUGGAUGUCAGAACGUAAUUAUGGCAUCUACCUCCCUAAACUGUCCCUAAAAACAUCAUAUUCCCUGAACAGCAUUCUGUCUGAAAUGGGAUUUAAGGAUAUGUUUACAGCUAAAGCUAACUUCUCUGGGAUUUCUGACCAAAACUUGUUAGUUUCUGAGGCUGCACACAAAGCCACUCUAGAUGUGGAUGAAGCCGGAGCCGAAGCAACAGCAGUGACUGGAAUAGGCAUCACGCUCCUUUCUGCAAGAAUAAGUGAAACGCUUGAAUUUAAUCGGCCAUUUCUGAUCUUUAUCGUUGACCAAAAAACAAACAAUGUCCUAUUUAUAGGGAAAAUUGUCAAUCCAGCGAAUUCUGAGGUCCGUCAGUAAUAAACAAAAAUGUGUCUCUGCAGUUAGGUUUCUUAUAUAGCGUACAGGGUUGUAGUGAUCGAAGAGGGGGUAGGGAUGGGAUGAGAUGGUGUGUGUUGGGGGACCUGACUGCAAAAAUAUGAACAACCAGCAUUUUUAAUUGGUUUAAUAAAAAUCUAUAUUGCAAGCACAUUUAGUCAUAUUGUGUGCUGAACGUCACCUACUCAAUAUAAAUUUCUUUUUCAUAGAACUGUUGUAUAAAAGCAAUAUCGCACUCGCAGUCAUGUGGUUCUACUGAAUAUCGGCACGGCUAUGAUUAGCUAUGACCUCGUGUCUGUGGCGAAUCACAGCCGUACCGAUAUUCGGUACAUCAUGCAAUAUUGCUUACAUAACAGCACAUCAUGAAGUGUUUUAUUCUUCACAGAACACAUACUAAACCGAUCAUGCCAAUCCUGAUCAAAUUCAGGGCCUUUGUAGCUAGUGAGUGUUCGUGAACAGGAGGAGAAAAGUGUGCUGAAUAGAGAGUGUCUGUACAACAAACAUCCUGUGUACAGGGGAUUCAAGUUAUUCUAGAAAAAAAACAAAACAAAAAAAAAAAACACCAAUCUAAAAAUCUCAAAUAUAAUCUACAACAUGUCCUGUACAUUUAAAAACAACAUUAUAACAUGUUCAUUUAGUAGAUCAGACCAGGAUCUGGUUUAAGAUUCUUACUCCUAAGCAAGUUGGAAGUGGUUUGUUCCUUUUGGUCAGCAGAUGGCAGUAGUGAGUUUACAUUUAAAAAAUAAAUAAAUAAAAAUGAUUACAUCA